Schistosoma turkestanicum is the source of this 408-nucleotide messenger RNA. NCBI's taxonomy places the organism in Eukaryota, Metazoa, Platyhelminthes, Trematoda, Strigeidida, Schistosomatidae. The record is from the annotation of a GenBank genome assembly.
AUGUGGUCAUCACCAUUAUGGUCACCAUCAUCACCAUCAUGGAUAUCGUCAUCAUCAUCAUGGAUGUGGUCAUCACCAUUAUGGUCACCAUCAUCACCAUCAUGGAUAUCAUCAUCACCAUCAUCAUGGAUGUGGUCAUCACCAUUAUGGUCACCAUCAUCACCAUCAUGGAUAUCAUCAUCACCAUCAUCAUGGAUGUGGUCAUCACCAUUAUGGUCACCAUCAUCACCAUCAUGGAUAUCAUCAUCACCAUCAUCAUGGAUGUGGUCAUCACCAUUAUGGUCACCAUCAUCACCAUCAUGGAUAUCAUCAUCACCAUCAUCAUGGAUGUGGUCAUCACCAUUAUGGUCACCAUCAUCACCAUCAUGGAUAUCAUCAUCAUCAUCAUGGAUGCGGUCAUCACCAUAA